UUUAUUAUAGGCAUUUCCCACGUCUAACACUUAUGGAAAUUGGUGAAUGGUAUAACUUGGAUUCCAUGGAUGGACGUAGGAGACAGCAAUCCCAUUAUGAGGUUGGAAACGAGUCCAGAAAUUCCACAGGAUAUAAUCUACAUUCAGAUUACCACAAAGACAGUGACCAUACUGAAUAUCAGGUUCAGUUUGCUGGCAUAAUUGAAGAUAUUCAGGUGCAUGUAGAUAUUACAAACAGAACAGAGGUCCUAAGAAUGAUAGAUCGUGGGAAGAUGGACAAGAUGAUUCCACUGGUGCUGUCUGUGGAUAGAAAAGCCAUUCUUAGUUUAUGUCGGUAUAACAUGAAAUUAAUGUACAGAGAACAUGGCACAGAAAAUCUGAUCAUACGAAUUCCCAUCCAUGAAAUAGCAGCAGUCUGUUAUGUGAAUGAUGAUGGCAUACACAUUUUGGCUAUCAAAUAUGGAAACCCUGAGAGGUGUUCACUGUUAGUGCUGUACUGCGACAGCCCAGCGCGAGCAGAGAGAGUUUGUUCUGAUGUGGCGCAAUGCUUCCAGCUUAUUUACACAGAUGCAGUGGUUAAACUUUUAGAAGAUGCCAUCUGUAAAGUAGAAAAUUCAUCCACAGGAUCGCCCACCAUAAAUGACAAUAGUCGGAAGUAUUCAUUGGAUAGCCAGGACAACCCUGGCAUUUCUCAGUCACAUCCGAACCUUGCAGAACAGAGGCAUAGAGACAGUGGGUCUGUACACAGCAUGCACAGUGGCCAUAGCGUUCAAACAGAACUCUUGAGAUCAUACUUGGAGCAACUGAGAAAUAAAUUCACUGUGGAUGAACUUGCGAAAUUCUCCACCCUACUGAAAAAAAUCAAUGACCCCUCCCCCAAAAAAUCCAGUGAGCUCCAGGCAGUUUUCCAGGAGGUUUAUCAGCUGUAUGGCAAAGAAAGAAAGAAUCUCUUAACUGGUUUGUGCCCUUUCAUUUAUGAGAAGCAUUAUGACAAAUUCUUGGAUUUUCUGAAGAAGCAAGGCAUUGUAAUUCCUGACAAUGGAACAUUAUCUAGUCGCCACAGUUAUCCCCGCAUUUACACACGUUCUGUGAGCGACAUGACCACUAAUGAUCAGAGUGAUAUUGACAGUGUACUGGAGGGGAUUUCCUCUCAGCUUGCUCAGAUCGAUAGCAAUAUUGGCGAUGUCCCUGCAUACCUGUCUUAUCCAACAUAAACUGUCAGAAAGGAUUGAAUGGCCAAGAUGUCUUCUUGUUCCAGAUAAAGAAUCCCCAUUCUACAUGUCUGUUUUAAUCUGCUACACACUGUAUAUAUGCGUAAUCUUCACCUGGUGCUGGCAUCAGAGGAUGUUUACAGGAAGUGUCUACUAUAUUUUCCAUAUGUGUGUAUUUUCAAUAUGUUUUAGAAACACAAUUCAAUCACUCCAUCAUGCUUUUUACAAAUUUAUUAUUUUUUAGAAUUUAAAUGGGUAAGAUAAUGUAGUCAUAAAUUUUUUUAAGAGAGUACUAAGAGGGAAAUGGAGGGAAAAUUCUAACCUAUACAUGUUGCAGAAUGAAAUCUUU
This is a messenger RNA of Saccostrea echinata, 1560 nucleotides long. Its product is annotated as cerebral cavernous malformations protein 2 homolog. The transcript is spliced from 11 exons. The record is from RefSeq and is a predicted model, not a curated record. NCBI's taxonomy places the organism in Eukaryota, Metazoa, Mollusca, Bivalvia, Ostreida, Ostreidae. Bases 33 to 1214 code for a protein of 393 amino acids.